GAUGUGGUACCUGUCAGUCCUGGUGUGUUAACCCUGGCCCACAGCGGCACACCUUCAGAUGAGAUAACCUACCUGCCAGGACUGGUCAAACAACCCAGCUUCAAACACUACUCAGGUUACCUGCAGGCCAGCGGGACCAAGCAGCUACACUUUUGGUUGCUAGAGUCCCAGUCCAGUCCACCCCAUGACCCAUUGGUCCUGUGGCUGUCUGGAGGUCCAGGCUGCAGCUCACUCUACGCCCUCCUCAUGCAGAAUGGACCAUUCCGGAUUCAAGAUGAUGGCUUCAGCCUUGAGUACAAUGAUUACAGCUGGAACAAGGAGGCCAAUGUGCUGUAUCUGGAGUCACCAGCGGGGGUGGGCUUCUCCUACUCUGAUGACCAGAACUACACCACUAAUGAUGAUGAGGUUGCUGAAGACAAUUAUCUUGCGCUGCAAGACUUUUUCAAGCGGUACCCUUACUAUAAAAGCCACAACUUCUUCAUAACGGGAUCCAGUUAUGCAGGCUUUUACGUCCCAAUGUUAGCUCUUAAGGUCAUGCAGGACUCAGAUAUCAAGUUUCAGGGCAUUGCAGUUGGAAAUGGUCUAAGCAGUAUUCCAUUGAAUGGAAACUCCAUCGUCUACUUUGCCUACUACCAUGGCCUUAUUGGGGAUGACCUUUGGACAGACCUGACGCAGUCUUGCUGCCCCAGCAACAACAGCAUCAAUGCACACUCCUGUAACUUCUACAACAAUACCAACCCUGACUGUGCUACUGCUAUGGAACAGGUGUCCCAUGUGAUCAAGGACAUAGGUCUGAACAGGUACAACCUGUUUGCCAACUGUUCAGGUGGGAUCCCUCCUCACUCAGCUGGGCUGGGCUUCGAUGGACAGAAAUACGUCACCUAUGAUGUGGACCCACCUGUGUUCCAUAAGUACUACUUUGGGCAGAAGAGGAGAAUGAUACUGAAGGACAUCCCCAGCCACAAGCUGAAGGCACAGAUCCCCUGCAUCAACACAUCGGCCAUCACCACGUACCUCAACAACCCAUACGUCAGGCAGAGUCUACAUAUACCAGAGAACAUCACCUCCUGGGAAGUCUGCUCAUCUGCUGUCCUACAGCACUACACUUUCCAAUACGAUACCAUGAAAUCUCAGUACGACCAGAUCAUCAUGGCAUUUGUAAGUUCAUGGACACACACACACACACACACACACACACACACACACACACACACACACACAAUGUCAUGCACACAAAUACGAGGAACAUUAAAAAGUUCUCAGCCUCAUCCAGAAAUAAUAAGCACAACUUUACAGGAACAGAUUCAAAGGAGGGCAUGGCUGUUCAAUGAUGGGAAGGACCAAAUUGCUGGCUUUGUCAAGGAAUACCAAAACUUUGCCUUCCUAACAGUCAAGGGUGCAGGUCAUAUGGUCCCCAUGGACAAGCCUAACGCUGCCUUCACCAUGAUCAACAACUUCCUAAAGAAGAGACCUUUUUGAAGGAGAGACCAAUAUCAAGACAAGCUUUUCUGCAACAGGGAUUCAUGAAAUGUACUUACAAACAUAUCUAGUAAAACUCAGUGUGAUGGACAAUGUGCAAAAGAA
Messenger RNA from Branchiostoma floridae (Florida lancelet), 1584 nucleotides. Its product is annotated as lysosomal protective protein-like. NCBI's taxonomy places the organism in Eukaryota, Metazoa, Chordata, Leptocardii, Amphioxiformes, Branchiostomatidae. Gene Ontology annotation, biological process: proteolysis. Gene Ontology annotation, molecular function: serine-type carboxypeptidase activity. The transcript has 12 exons. The record is from RefSeq and is a predicted model, not a curated record. The annotation marks the transcript as partial.